Juglans regia (Persian walnut) is the source of this 2571-nucleotide messenger RNA. RefSeq lists its product as uncharacterized. The record is from RefSeq and is a predicted model, not a curated record. The transcript has 2 exons. Bases 1 to 2571 code for a protein of 856 amino acids. Lineage: Eukaryota; Viridiplantae; Streptophyta; Magnoliopsida; Fagales; Juglandaceae.
AUGGCGGAAGGGACGCGCGCAACAUUGAAAGUUCAAUUUGAGGAAUCUCAAAGGCAGCAGGGAAUGAUGCAGCAGCAACUAGAACAGAAUCAACAAGCAAUUUCUGGAAUAACUGAAAGGUUAGAACAAGUUUCAGAUCUGUUGAAAUCUGUAGUUGAUUCUGUAAAUGUUAUGUCUCGUAGAGAUAGAGAAGUGUCUAAUGAUACUAGGAAUCAUGAGGAGCGAGGAGUUUUUCAGAGAAAUAUUAGGUUGGACUUUCCACACUUUAGUGGCCGUGAUCCUGCAGGGUGGACCUUUAAGGCCAAUCAACACUUUGAUUGUUUUCAAGUACCCUUCCAUCAGAAAUUAAUGGUGGCUUCGCACCAUAUGGAAGGUGAGGCAUUGGUGUGGUACCAAAGUGCCUUUGAAUCAGGACAGUUUAAUUCAUGGGAGACCUUAGUGGUAGCAAUGCAAGGAAGGUUCGGACCUUCAGCAUUUGAUGAUCCAAUGGAGGCCUUAACCAGAUUAAGACAAACUACUUCUGUUAGUUUGUAUACAUCACAAUUUGAGGCCUUGUCCAAUAGGCUCAAAGGCUUGUCUGACAAACAUAAGAUGAGCUGCUUUAUUAGUGGACUCAAGGAUGACAUUCAAAUACCUGUCAAGAUGUUUAAUCCACUAAACCUUGGAGCUGCAUUUAGCCUGGCUAAGCUGCAGGAGGAACAUGUGCUAUCCUCAAGAAAGUCUUGGAGACAAAAUAGCCAUUUUGCUGAGAAAUGGCCUCUUAAUAGUGUGGGGAUGACUGAUCUUGCCAAUAAUGCUCCAAAGAAUGUGUUUCCUAUGAGAAGGGUGAAUUCAUCUCAUAUGGAUGAAAAGAGAAAAAAAGGCCUAUGUUUCCAUUGUGAGGAAAAGUGGAAUCCUAAUCAUGUAUGUAAAAAUCCGAGGGUUUAUUUCUUGCAUGGGGAACCUAGUGAUAUGCAAGAGGAAAUUGAUAAUGAGGAUGAAGUGGUGCCUCAAUCUCUACAGAGUUCUAAAGAACUGGUUCUGAAGGGGGUGGAGGAACUUGAAGUCUCGAUUCAUGCCAUUUCUGGUUGCAUCAACAGUAAUGCCAUGAAGCUCCUGGGUACCAUAGGCUCAUUUUCUGUUGAGAUCCUUGUAGACUCAGGAAGUACUCACAACUUCCUAGAUCCCUUGGUGGUAGAAGCAACAAAGUUGCGGGUAAUGGAAGAUGGAGCCCUUCAGGUGAAAGUAGCUGAUGGUACUAGCAUAGUCAGCCAAGGCAAAUGUGAGGAAAUGAUUAAGGUCCAAGGAACUAAGUUUCUAGUUCCUUUCCAUGUUCUGACUCUUGGAGGCUGUGACAUUGUUUUAGGGGUUCAAUGGCUUAAAACAUUGGGUCCUAUUCAAUGGGAUUUUACAAAUAUGUCUAUGCAGUUUGAGAUUGCUGGUCAGCAACUGUUUCUGCAAGGGUUGUUGUCUGGACAGGUUCAGGUUGAUGCUGGGAUUCGCAUGCUUAAAUCUUCCUUCAUUGGUCAGCAAGGUUGGCUUCUGCAACUUGUAGCAGUUCAGCCUAAGUUGGAGCCAACACAGACUCUACCAGCAGUUGAAGAGGUAGUAAACCAGUUUCAGUCUGUAUUCGAGGAACCAGUUGGGUUGCCUCCUCCUCGAGCCUUUGACCAUCGAAUUAUCUUGAAGGAAGGAACUCCUCCAAUUUCUGUGAGACCUUAUAGGUACCCCCAUUACCAAAAAACAGAAAUAGAAAAAAUUGUUAAAGAUUUGUUGUUAAAUGGGGUGAUUCGACCAAGCCAAAAUCCAUUUUCUUCACCUGUUCUCUUGGUAAAGAUAGUUGAUGGCACAUGGAGGAUGUGCAUGGACUAUAGAGCUCUCAAUCAAGAAACUGUUAAGGACAAGUUUCCAAUCCCUGUGAUAGAUGAGCUCUUGGAUGAGUUGUAUAGGGCAAGCCAAGAUUUAUUUCAGCAUUUGGAACAUUUGAAAACAGUGUUAUCUGUUUUACAGCAGCAGACUUUGUUUGCCAAGAAGUCUAAGUGUAAGUUUGGGGUUAUGGAAGUUGACUACUUAGGCCAUAUAAUUUCUGCAGAAGGUGUAAGAGCAGACCCUUCCAAAAUUUCAGCCAUGAUCGAGUGGCCUGUUCCUAAAACAGUGAAGGCCUUGCGAGGGUUUUUAGGCUUAACUGGUUAUUAUAGGAAACUUAUCAAAGGUUAUGGUUCAAUAGCUGCCCCAUUGACCAUGUUAUUGAAGAAGAAUUCCUUUGUGUGGGGUGAAGAGGCUGAGAAGGCUUUUUUGCAACUUAAGCAUGCUGUAGCUCACCCUCCAGUCCUGAAGCUGCCAGAUUUCUCUCAAGCAUUUCUCAUUGAAUGUGAUGCUUCUGGAGUAGGGUUGGGAGCUGUGUUGAUGCAAAACAGCCAGCCCAUAGCCUAUUUUAGUAAGGCUCUCAAGGGUAAAGCUCUCCUCUUAUCAACCUAUGAGAAAGAACUUUUAGCACUUGUAAGUGCACUUGGGAAAUAUAGGCCUUACUUGCUUGGUCAGCCUUUUAAGAUUAAAACUGACCAGCAAGCUUUGAAGCACUUGUUGGAGUAG